UCCUAGGCCAUCGGACCAUUUUAGGUCGUGAGUAAGAAAUGAUUGAAGUAUCUGAAGAAAUGAAAUAUCACUAAUGUAGUAUCAUUUUUGUUCAGUCAGUCAAUGCAAUCGAAUUGCGUGAAAGUAAGGAAUUUUGAUAAGUUUAACAUUGCAUUAGUGUGAGUUGUUUCGGCAACUUCCGAUUUCAAAAACAAACCUAAACUCGUUUAUAUAGUAUGUAAAGACGAAUAAACUCUAUAAUGGGAAAUAGCAAGUCAAAAGGUGGCCGAGGUGCAACGUCAAAAGUCGGAGACGAAGUCAUUAAAGAAAUUAAAAAGGAAGUAAAGAAAUGGUCGGAAACGAUUCUUGAAAUUGAGAAAAACCAAAAUGGCGAAGGGGCAAACAUAUGUGUAGGUGACUUAUCUCGCCGAAUGCGCAAAACUUCGCAGAAGAUUACUGAUUAUGUGAGCAGUUUAGAUGAGUGCCAGACAGAUGAUGCUGGCUCGCAUUCAAGCAAAAACAGGAAAGGGAAAAAUUCAAAGGAUUCGGCGAAUCAGACAAAACCUGGUAAACAAAAUGAAGGCGGAGCUUGUUCAGUUCAUGACCUUAAAGAAAACCCUUACAUAGACGAGUUGAAGGAGCAAAUAAAGACAAUACAAAAACAGGAGAAAGAAAAUAUGCGUCUUCAGGAGAACAGUUCAGGAAAAGUUUUUCCAGAGGAGUGCCAGACAGAUGAUGCUGGCUCGCAUUCAAGCAAAAACAGAAAAGGGAAACAUUCAAAGGAUUCAGCGAAUCAGACAAAACCUGGUAAACAAAAUGAAGGCGGAGCUUGUUCAGUUCAAGACCCUAAAGAAAACAUUCACACGGACGAGUUGAUUACGCAAAUGCAGACAGAACAAAAACUCCAGAAAGAAAAUAUGCGUCUUCAGGAGAACAGUUCAGGAAAAGUUUUUCCAGAGGUAAACGAAAGACAAAACAACGCAAGGCUCGUUGACAACACAGACAAGACAAUUCAGCAGCUCAAAAUGACGGAAAAUGGACUUCGGCAAGAAAAUGUAACAUUGAGUGAUAAAAUAAAAUCCCAAAAUACGACCAUUCAAACAAUUCAACAAGCCAAGAGUGAUCUCCAGGCAGAAAAUGACAUAUUAAGACAACGGUUAAGCAAAUUGGCAGGUGAUAAGCUGACAUUAGACAACCCAAACAUAACUGACCUGAGUGAAAGCAAUCGGCCGACGAAGCUUGGCGAAAUGUACAGUGAGCUGUAUGACAACGAGUGGACGGAUGCAUUUGAGAGCAUGACAGAAGAUGGUGGCUACAAAGAUGGUGAAGCAAUCAAGGCUCUCCGUAAGACAUUGGAUAGCGCCUACACGUUUUGUGAGCGAAAUUCCAACGAUUUGAUUGCCAAGAUGGAAGCGGUUGCAAAGGAGAUGUUUGAAGACAUAACAAGAAGAGAGCAAAGUCUUACCUUACCGCAUUCUCCACUUGGUCGUGCUCCUAAUUCACUGCAUGCACUUGAGGAAUAUUUCAUUGAGAGGCACUGGAAACCUAAACAACGCAAGGAAGCACAGAAGAACUGGAACAGGCAAACGCUGGUUCCACCUGCUCAUAUGGAACAAGAGUUGAAAAAAAUGAGGAAAGGUGUAUCCGUUUCAAUGGUGCCCGUUGUGCAACAGGCAUAUUUACGACACAGAUGGGACAAGGAAUGCAUUGAAUCACUGAAACCUUUCAUUAAGAAAUCUCUUUUCAUCUGCUGGAUGAUGGUAGUUCAAACUCCUCCAAUGGUUUUUGACAGUACAACCGAGCCUGAUUCGCGUUUUGACUCAUUGUUGUACAGGCAAUAUACAGCGAGUGGAGACACCAUAGAGUACGUGGUUUGGCCUGCGAUGUUCCUUCAUGAAAAAGGAUCCCUUGUUCUGAAAGGUGUUGCGCAGCCAAAGAAGCGUGUUUAGUCGACUGUUUCCAUGGACUUUUAAAGCGUCUUUGAAGUAUCCCAGACAUUGACCACCUUUGUUAUGUAUUGUUUAUGUAUCGAUAGUGGGAUAUUAUUAUAACCAGUGGGUGUCGUUUUGUAUUAGGACUUUGUGUCUGUCAUGUUUUGAUUUAUUCUCGUCCCUUCAAACAACAUCAUAGUUUUAUUUUUCUCUGUGUGUCUUGUCCCUAGGCUUCAUUGUAUCAUAACCUUUGUUUAUAAGAUAAGCAACGUGUCGCUUUGGACUCAUGUUUUGUAAAUAACUACCAUCAAAGCAUAUAUGAAAUGUUUAUAUAUACACACGCUUACUAUUACCGUUUUCGUUUCUGCAAAAUGUUUUGUGUGUGUGUGUGUGUUUGAAUUUUAAAGAAAUGGGAAUCUGU
Molecule: messenger RNA, 2331 nt
Organism: Mya arenaria
Lineage: Eukaryota; Metazoa; Mollusca; Bivalvia; Myida; Myidae
Exons: 9
Coding region: 240-1928 (562 amino acids)
Source: RefSeq, a predicted model, not a curated record